Messenger RNA from Quercus robur (English oak), 840 nucleotides. RefSeq lists its product as uncharacterized. The coding region runs from base 1 to 840 and encodes 279 amino acids. The transcript has 2 exons. Gene Ontology annotation, molecular function: catalytic activity. The record is from RefSeq and is a predicted model, not a curated record. NCBI's taxonomy places the organism in Eukaryota, Viridiplantae, Streptophyta, Magnoliopsida, Fagales, Fagaceae.
AUGGAGACAAAAUUGGGAGGUGAUAGAGCUAAGGCAAUUACUGACAGGAUGCCUUUUGAUGGUGUCAUUCACACAAAUACCAUCGGAUACUCUGGUGGUUUGUGGCUUCUUUCGAAUUCUGAUUUUGUGGAGGUGGAACUGCUUGCGAAGACAGAGCAGGAAAUUCACAUUGAAGUUCAAGUACGAAACUCUAGACUCAAUUGGUUAUUUUUUGCUAUCUAUGCCAGCCCUAAGAGUGAGGAAAGAAGUAUUUUGUGGGAUAAUUUAGCUAAAGUUGCAGAAUUACAUAAGUUGUCGUGGGUUAUGGCUGGAGAUUUUAAUGAGCCGUUAAUUGAUGAGGACAAAUUUGGGGGUAGAGGUGUUAACAUCAAUCGUUCUCUGGCUUUUAAAGAUUGCCUUGAUAGAUGUAGUAUGGUGGAUAUGGGUUUUUUGUGUCCUAGAUAUACUUGGACCAACAAGAGAGACAUCAGUAAUUUGAUUCUUGAAAGGAUUGACAGAUUUUUCAUGAGCCCAGAGUGGUGCGUCAUGUAUCCUAAUGCCAGAGUAACCCACCUCCCUAGGUGUCACUCUGAUCAUUGCCCUGUUCUCAUGGAAGCUCUACCAAUCACUUGGAAUGGAAAUAGGGAGUUAGAGGAGUCCAUUGAUUACUUCUCUAAGGAUGCAUCAGCAUGGAAUAGAAACCACUUUGGUAACAUCCAUCAGAAGAAGAGGAGGAUUUUGGCUAGACUUCAUGGUACCCAGAAGGCGUUGUCCAUCAAUCCUAGCUCCUCUCUUGUUUGUCUUGAGAACCAGCUCCUUGGUGAGCUGGAGACUAUUCUGGAUCAAGAGCGUGAUCUCUAG